Messenger RNA from Puccinia triticina, 1155 nucleotides. RefSeq lists its product as uncharacterized. NCBI's taxonomy places the organism in Eukaryota, Fungi, Basidiomycota, Pucciniomycetes, Pucciniales, Pucciniaceae. The transcript has 4 exons. The record is from RefSeq and is a predicted model, not a curated record. Bases 1 to 1155 code for a protein of 384 amino acids.
AUGCUUAAUCCAGGCCAGACGCGCCUGCCACUCGCCAGUCUUGAUUUUGGCGAUCGCGAUCUUACGGAUGGAUUCACUGAUGUGCGCGAUGGAACUCACUCUUCGAUUUCUGGCUUUGGUCAUCCACGCGGUAGCACCCCAAUUUCUGUCCUCAGUUCGCGUCGUUCAACAACCUCAACAGCGCUUUCGGGUGAAAGCCCAGAAUCUAGGAGAGUCUUACCCAACAUGAGCGCGCUGCUGGACUUUCUUGACAAUGAUAAUACCAAUCCGUUCCCUCAAACAUCAAGUUCAAAUCGUAAACAAGUACAAGCUGCAUCGCACCGAUCGUCUCGGUCGCCUCCUCAACCCAGCCCUGCACUUCACCCUCAUCCCCCACGAAACUCUCUGACUCCUCGCCCUAUGCCAGCAGAUGCAGAUUUAACCUCAAACUUUCUUCAUACCUACGAUCGCACCAAUCCCUUUCGAGGAGCCCUUCCAGCUUCCUCUACACCAUUUACUAACCACCGCGAUGAUUUUUCCGAAAUGAGCUCGCCUCUCAACAAGCGACAUAAUGUACCAUCCGGAUUACCAGCCAACAUAUCACCGAUUCAAUUUGCUCAUCAAAUGGCCGCUGCUCCGACGUCCAAUAGCUCUGCUCAUAAACACGCUUCUGAGAAUCGACCUCGACAUCAUUCGCCUCGGUCCGAGCGACCCGUUGAAGCCCUCCCUCUAGAAACACCCGCCAGAUUGCCUGCGAAAGCUCCAAGUGCGGCUGAUCGCAUGGCCGCUGCAGUCAUGGAAGGCGCCCCAGAGUCUCAUUGGACGUUUCUCAUGGAGCGCGGCUCUAGCGAAAACACGGCGGGCAUCAGAAGAUCAAAAGUCGUCGAAGAAUUGUUACAGCCUAUGCGACCUUCCAUAUCUAGUCCCGAUAAACAAAUAACCCAAAUUCCUGAAGCGACCGGGAGUAUCAAAGAUAGUGAUCUUCCCCAAUCCUUGCUCGACGAACUCUCGCACAUUCGAUCGGACCAGUUGGAGAAAGCCAAUUUGGUAUCCGCGCUUAACGAUGCUCGUAAAGAGGUUGCUUCCCUCACCGAAGAAGUCAGAUUGCUCCGGAUAGGCGUCCAGAAACUUACUUCGGCACAGACCAAACGUAAAAAACGUCGCUGCCACUGCUGA